Molecule: messenger RNA, 834 nt
Organism: Penicillium longicatenatum
Lineage: Eukaryota; Fungi; Ascomycota; Eurotiomycetes; Eurotiales; Aspergillaceae
Product: O-methyltransferase
Exons: 3
Coding region: 1-834 (277 amino acids)
Molecular function (GO): O-methyltransferase activity
Source: RefSeq, a predicted model, not a curated record
AUGGCCUCCAUUGAGCCCCGUCCCCGUAUUGAAACAGGCCGCGAGCCCGACCUCCUCACCUACAUCUGGGCUCUCCCCAACUUCCACGAACUCGCAAACAAUCCCUCCAAAGUACUAGAUGCAAUUGACAAGUUCAACACCGAAGAGAAUCGCCUCAUCAAUGUUGGUCCAAAGAAGGGGGCUGUCAUUGACAAGGUAAUUGAAGAAAGAAGACCAUCUACCAUGAUCGAAAUGGGUGGGUAUGUGGGUUACUCUGCCAUCAAAUUCGGCGACACACUUCGUCGGGCAGGAGGCAAGAAAUACUAUUCGCUAGAAAUCAACCCUAUCAAUGCGUCUGUCGCGAAGAUGCUUAUCGAGCUUGCUGGGCUGCAGGAUAUCGUUACUGUGAUCGUGGCGCCUAGUCACGAAGCACUUGCACAGCUUGUCCAAGAGGGUGCUAUUGAGAAGAUUGAGCUUUUAUUCUUUGAUCAUUGGGAAGAUCGGUACCGGUAUGAUCUGUGGUUUGUUGAGAGACUGGGUCUACUGAAUAGGGCGUCUUUGCUUGUUGCGGAUAAUAUUUCGCCUGAAGCUGGACGGGGAGUUGAUUAUGUUGAUUGGCUCAAGGCUACUGCUGCCGCAAAAGAGGAGAUCUUGAAGGCACAUGAGCUCUCGGAUGACUUCGAGUCGUUGAAUUUGGCUAUGCUGAUCAAGGAGAAGGGGGUCAAGGGUAUGGGCGUUGAUUUGGGGAAUGUGGAGGGCGUUCCGACUUACAUUUAUGAGACGAAGAUUCACCCGUUUGAGGGUCAUAGUGGACGGAUGGAUGGUGUCGCGAUUACAAAGGUGCUUAGCAACUAG